AAUCUACUGCCUAAGGCAUCAAACAGUGGAUCUUCGAGUCAAAUUUCAGCGGCUUGGCCAAAAGGAGUGCCUGACUAUAAUUCAAAGCCGGGCUGUUCAGCCACAAACAUCCACCAUGCAAGAUAAAAUGGCUUUCCCAACCCUCCCAGCAGAGCUCAUCCGCCACAUCAUAUUUCAAUCCACCCCGCCCAAACAAUGGGGCAAGUACUGGCCCUCCACGCGGGCCGUGGACGACGUCAAGGACUUUCUCGCGCUGAGGCUAGUGUGCAAGGAUUUCAACCACAUCAUUCUGGAUUACUUCCUCGAACCGCGGGUUUUGACCAAGGACUUUGACUCUGCGUGUCUGCAGCGGAGUGACCCGCCCACACCCCCGGCUGUCCGCUUCUGCCGGAGACUGCUGAGUCGGCAUUUAAUGCGGAAUCGAGCCGGGGGUCAGAUCAAUGAAGUGUCGAGGAAGUUUGCUGAGCAUGUGAAUGGGGUUGUGGAUGUGGCUGUUGAUGCGUUACGGGAUGGUAAUGAGGAUGGUGAGGAGGUUCAGAGGCUGCAAAAGACGUACACGGAGGGCAUGGCGGCCGCCGUGGUAGCGUUCGGGGGUCUUACUAAGGCGAUGUUUCAGGGGUUAGCUGGAACAAAGCCGGAGAGGGAUGGUGUGGAGAACGAUCAGGAUGAGGAUGAGCUGGAGGACGAGGGAGAAGAUGAUGAUGAUACGGAGUGGGCGUGGAGCGAUCCACUGACCAUGGCGCUGACUGCGGCGGGGAUCCUGUGCCGAGUCGACGACAUGAAGACUCUAAUCGCCAAGGGUGCGAGGCCCGGGUUCGAAGAAGAUGCGGGAUGGAUUGGCUUGCCCAUUCACGGCGCUACGAUCGGUGGCAACGUCGAUGCCGUUAGCUUCCUUUCCGAGCACAUUCGGAAGCAAAGUGUACUCGACGACGAUGAAAUCAUGGAGGACUGCCUGCACACGGGGAACACGGCGCUGCAUUACGCCGCACAGUAUGGUCACGGCGAAGCCGUGCAGUGGUGCUUGAAAGAGGGAUUCAAACCAGAUGACAGGAACAAGAACGAUCAGACGCCGCUCUUCCUUGCUGCGAGUAGCGGGCAUGCCGAUGUCGUUCACAAGUUGUUAGACCUGGACUUUGAUCGGGCGGAGACGGCGCUGGAGCCGAAGCCUGAAAGGUCUGCAGAUAAAGGGUCUGAUGAUGAUGAUGAUGAUGAUGAUGAUUGGUUUGCGAUGCAGCUCGCUACAGUUGACGUCGAAGCGGAUGAUUACCGCGGCCGAACCCCAAUGUUGAUGGCCGUACAACGAGGGUACCUGGACGUCGUUGAAGAGCUGAUGCGGAGAGGGGAUUUGCUGAUCAACCGACGGAACCCUGAGGAAUACAGGAUGACCUACCUAGCGACAGCAGCCUCGAGGGGUCACGACGAGAUCUUUCUCCGGCUCCUUUCGCACCCGGAUAUCAAGAAAGGCGCCAUAGACAGCAGCGGCCAUGGGAUACUAAAACAUGCAGCUGUCGGCGGCAACGAGAAUAUCCUGCGGAAGGUCUUGUCAUGGCCCGAUGUGGACAUCAACCGGCGCGGCGAGGACGACUCGACCGCAAUCAUGUGGGCUGCGCUACACGGCCACGAAUCCAUCGUCCGGCUGCUGGUUAAGA
Molecule: messenger RNA, 1649 nt
Organism: Aspergillus uvarum CBS 121591
Lineage: Eukaryota; Fungi; Ascomycota; Eurotiomycetes; Eurotiales; Aspergillaceae
Product: ankyrin repeat domain-containing protein
Exons: 2
Biological process (GO): protein localization to ciliary inversin compartment
Cellular component (GO): ciliary inversin compartment
Molecular function (GO): protein binding
Source: RefSeq, a predicted model, not a curated record